GGAGGAGUGAAAUGACCCAAUUGUGGAUAAAGAUUUGAAAUGCGGGGUCUUCCUGCAGGGAACAGGAGAAGUCCCAUUCGGCACUGGCGCUGCAUUUUCUUUGUCGCCAUCAUCAAAGCAAACGUUCUCCUUGUUGUUCCCCUCGCUGCAGCUACGGUUGUGUUUGAGGUCGGUGAGGGGAUUGACAUAGAGGGAAUUGUAUGGAGCUUGGGGCUGCAUUGCUGUAGGCUUCUUGGAAGCAAUCGUUUUCGAGGAAGCCAUGAUUUUAAGUCUUCUGGGAUUUGAAUGCUGGAUAGUGAGUGGAUAUGUUGGGCUGUUUUUGGGAAAGAUUAAGAUUCAGAAUUCAUCAGAUUUCUUGAAGGGAUCGAGAAAGAGAUUUGAGGGGCAGCAUUGAGAGGAAGUGAAGUGAUGAGGAAAUGGGUGUUUUUGAAUUUG
Rubroshorea leprosula is the source of this 435-nucleotide messenger RNA. The record is from the annotation of a GenBank genome assembly. Lineage: Eukaryota; Viridiplantae; Streptophyta; Magnoliopsida; Malvales; Dipterocarpaceae.